Messenger RNA from Pistacia vera, 881 nucleotides. Its product is annotated as transport and Golgi organization 2 homolog. NCBI's taxonomy places the organism in Eukaryota, Viridiplantae, Streptophyta, Magnoliopsida, Sapindales, Anacardiaceae. The record is from RefSeq and is a predicted model, not a curated record. Bases 174 to 881 code for a protein of 235 amino acids. The transcript has 4 exons.
CUUGUACUUGUCAAGUACGUCCAACCAACACGUCUCAAGAUUCGGUCUGGGGAAGUGGCAAAACCGAUACCGGAAGUAACGUCCUGUAAGAAGAAGGCAGAGGACUCGACCUUUUCAUUUUACACAAACAGAAACAGCCACAUCAAGUAACAAUUAAAAAGCAAGCAAAAGCCAUGUGUAUAGCAGUGUUUAUGUGGGAAGCUCACCCACUUUACCCUUUUCUUUUACUACUUAACAGAGACGAGUAUCACAACCGGCCUACCAAGCCAUUGGAAUGGUGGGAAGGAGGAGAGAUUCUGGGAGGGAAAGAUGAGAUGGCUGGUGGGACAUGGUUGGCUUCUUCUAAACAUGGUAAAUUUGCUUUUCUUACUAAUGUUAGGGAGAUUCAAUCAAUCCCUCAAGCUAAGAGCAGAGGAGACCUUCCUGUUCGUUUUUUGCAGAGCAAGAAAAGUCCCAUGGAUUUUGCAGAGGAUUUCGUGAAGGAGAUAGAUCAGUAUAAUGGGUUUAACCUGGUAAUAGCUGACAUUUAUUCCAAGUCCAUGGUGUACAUAACCAACAGACCAGAAAGUAAAAGUUUUGUGACAGAGGUUUCACCGGGAAUCCAUGUACUAACAAAUGGAAGGUUGGACUCUCCAUGGCCUAAGGCUGAGCGUUUGAGCCACAGGUUCAAAGGACUUUUGGAGAAAUAUGGUGAAGCUGAACUUCCCAUGAAAGAGAUGGUCGAUAAACUAAUGUUGGAUACAACUAAAGACGAUGAAAACUUGUUUCCUCACAUUUAUUCUCCUGAGACAGAGUACAGCUUAAGUUCCAUAUUUGUCGAUGUAGAACGUCCGUUGGUAAAUCCACAAACUUACUCUCCUUUGAGACAGAGUACAGCUUAA